This is a messenger RNA of Stylonychia lemnae, 2589 nucleotides long. Lineage: Eukaryota; Ciliophora; Spirotrichea; Sporadotrichida; Oxytrichidae. The record is from the annotation of a GenBank genome assembly.
AUGAAAAGAAAGCUAAGUUUUACUGGCACCCCUAAAAAUUAAAAUCUGUUUUAAGAAUUAGAGGAAAUUCUCAUGACUUCUCCUCCUAAUGCUGAACCAACGAUUGGAUCAGCAGAUCCCACUAAAUCUUAAUUCUAAUUUAAUAGGGCAUUUGAUCAAAGUCAUGAUUUGGUCGAGAUAAACGAUUUUAAGCCAAACAAUGAUGAUGAGUUUAAUUUGCUUGAGGAAUACGAACGAAAAACUUAAAAUUCUGAUGGGAUUAAAAACAACCUUAACUAAACAUUUGAAAACCUCCAAACUUAUGUUAACAAUCCCUAAGAUCCUAAUCUAAAAUAAAUUUUAGAAGAGUAUCAGCCAGAGAGCGCAGAAAUAGAUCUUGAGGAAUUGAAAUAAUCUAAUGAUUUCUAUAUUAAAAAAUACCCUGAUGCAGUAUACUUUGGUGAAUGUGUAAAAUCUUCAAAAGGAAAACUAAUAAGACAAGGUAAAGGUAUAAUGAAGUAUCAAAACAGCAGAGUAUACGAAGGCGAGUGGCUUAAUGAUUAAAGACAUGGAAGAGGUUUCGAACAUUAUCCAAAUGGCAACAUUUAUCAGGGAGAAUUCGAAAAUGGUAAAGCGCAUGGGUAGGGUCAUUAUUCAUGGGUAUAAUCAGGUGAAGUAUACGACGGUUAGUGGUAAAAAGGUAUAAGACAUGGAAAAGGAGUUUGGAAGAGAUAAAACAAAAAUAGUAGUGUAGCUGAAAAUGGAAUUAUAGACUCUUACGUGGGAGAAUGGAAAAAUGGAAAAGCUGAUGGAUUCGGAGUUCAUACAUGGAGUAAUGGCGAUUAAUACGAAGGGGAAUGGAAAGCUUGUAUGAAACAUGGAAAAGGAGUUGAUUUAUUUGCUAAUGGAGAUUCUUAUAAUGGAAUGUACAAAGAUGGUAAACCACAUGGUGAGGGUAAAUAUGUAUGGACAAAUGGAAGUUAUUAUGAGGGAACUUUUAGAAACGGUUUAAAGCACGGCUUUGGAAAAUGGAAAAAAUAUGUUCCAAAUGUAAAUGGAUAAUAAGCCACUAAAAUUGACAUUAUAGCUGAUCAGCUAAAAUCUAACUUUAUGUACUAUGAAGGUGAUUAUAAAAAUGAUAAAAAGGAUGGUAAAGGGCACUUCGUUUGGCCAACUGGAAAUUACUACAAAGGAGACUAUAAGGAUGAUGAAAGAGAAGGCAAUGGAGAAAUGAAAUGGAUUGAUGGCACUUAGUAUGUUGGUUCUUGGAUUAGAGGGGUUUAACAUGGUUAUGGUAAGAUAAUUAUGCCAGAUGGAACUAUGAAAGAGGGCUAUUUUGAGAAUAAUAUAUUUCUUGGAACAAGACCAAGAACUUAAGGAAAAUCAUAAGAAGGUAGAAAAAUCAACAAGCUAAUGCGAUCUGAUAAAAAAGACAAUCUGAACAAUAUUCAUGAUAAAGAUAUUAAUGACAUAGAAGAUAAAUAUAAAAAUAUGAUCAGUCUUGCCCAGCAGUCAGGGAAAAAUGGAAACUUGGCUAGUCUUGAAAAGCUUCGUUCUCGAAGCUAAAAUAUGAGUUAAUAACAAAUGGAGGCUUAGAGGCCUUAAUCUUAAUAAGAUCCUAAAGUUAAUAAUAAUUUUGAAGAAGCUGGAACCUUAGACUAAUUAGUUGAUUAAAGAAAGCUAAAUAAGAAAACAUAAAGAUUUCACUCUGAUAGACAUGAGAAAUAAGUAGAUGAGAACAGGCAAGCUUAAUUUACUCAAAAUCAAUAAAAUUAGGCUUAUUUACAAGAGUAAAAUUUAUAGAAACCUUUGAUCUAUCUAAAACCAUCUAGCUAACCUUCAACUAAUAAUAGCAAAAGAGAGAGUUUAGAUGUGUUAAAUGAAAUAAAUAACGAAGCUCAUUAGAUACUAGGAAGAAAUCCAAUAAAAUACUUUGAAUAAUAGAUGGUUGGAAGAGAUACUAAAAAGCGAUAUUCAGGAAUGAAUAAAGGUACUUCCGCUCCUUUGCACACUUAAACUAUUCAGUAGCCUACAAUUCCUUUAGUACAAAUGAGAUCGUCAUAGUAAUAAUUGAGAAGUAACUAUUUAAUUACGCCUCCAUAACCAUUAGGUUCGAGAAUGAUGAACUCUGGCAUGAAGGCUUAAAGAAUAGAUUCAAAUACAUCUCUCUUAAGUAGCGGUAGCAAGCAAAGAAUAACUCCUCGGGGCUCAAGUGAUUAAAAAAUGUAUAGAGAUAGAUCUCAAACUCAAACCUAGUUCUACAGAAAUUAAGAGUCCCUUUAAACGUUGCAAAACGAGAGAGAUCGUGAAGCUAAUAACAUCAAAGCUCUUAUAAAUUCUAGCAGUAGUGGAUAUUUACUGAACAGAUAUGAUCAGAUCCCAUAACAGUAGUAAAGAAGUAUACCCUAGAACCCUCUCAAACUUAUGAUGACAUCAUAACAGAAUUUAGCCAGAUAUAGGGCAAGCGUAGUAAACAUCAAUAAGCCUUCAUCAGUAAACGCCCAUUCAAGAAAGAAUAGCAGAUUGCAAGUGAGUACCAAGAUAAGUCAAAGAAGAAACAGCAAUAAAAGAGUCUCAAUUACCUCUAGUGGAACUAGACGUAAUGAUUGA